GGCUCUCGGUCCCUUGCUGAGCCUGCUGACCCAGGUAGCCCUUUGGGGAAUGAUUGACAGCCACUCUUCCUGAGAGGGACACUCAGCCCUGGAACAAGUCUUGCCAGUGAAGGGAGAGACUUCAACUCUGCACGCACCCUUACCGGAACGCCGUUAGGGUUGCGGUACGCAUGACUCAGCUGAGACCUUUGCAGGCAUGUCUGUCAUGGCUAACCAGCUGUUGCCUCUGUCUGAGGAGUCACUAGUCCAGUUUAACCUGGCCAUGGAGCACGGUGCGUGCAGUCCACCGAGACGCCGGCUUGGUUCUGUCUCCACCCGCCACAGCUCGCUGGAGCAGACACACGAACCUCUCCGACCCAUGGUUCUGCCCCACUGGGGCCCUGGAGGCGAGGCCGCCUCCUGCAGGCGUGCCUCUGUCUCCACAGGUAAGCGCCAGUCUCUGGGCGGAGCCUCGCAGGGAGGCAGGGUUAGUUUCUCCCACCUGCAGCUCUACCCACCCACCCCGGAUGUCCACGUGGGGAACACCUACCGGAUCAGGCCGGCGCCAGGAAACCGCUUCAGUGUUGGCAGGACCCUGCGGGUCAUGCAGGCCACCCUGCAAGUGUCCUACAGCCCUGCAAACGACGGGCACCUCAGCCAGAUGCUGGCAGACCUGGUGCGGGCCCAGCUGAAGGACACUGGCCCGCCCCGCUACAAGCUUGUCUGCCAGGUGGUGGUGAGCCAGCAUGGGACCCAGAGCAUGAGCUUGGCAAGCCGAGGCUUGUUAACUCCAGAAAUGGACAAUCAUGCCACCGCUGUCUUUCAGAACCACUCACUUUUCUGUGUGGCAGUAGUGUAUGGCAUCUACUAUGAAUAAACUGGGUUCCUCUCUAAUAAAUCUUUAAUCUUCAGUGA
This is a messenger RNA of Electrophorus electricus (electric eel), 894 nucleotides long. NCBI's taxonomy places the organism in Eukaryota, Metazoa, Chordata, Actinopteri, Gymnotiformes, Gymnotidae. The record is from RefSeq and is a predicted model, not a curated record.